This is a messenger RNA of Vanrija pseudolonga, 715 nucleotides long. RefSeq lists its product as uncharacterized. NCBI's taxonomy places the organism in Eukaryota, Fungi, Basidiomycota, Tremellomycetes, Trichosporonales, Trichosporonaceae. Bases 54 to 530 code for a protein of 158 amino acids. The transcript is spliced from 2 exons. The record is from RefSeq and is a predicted model, not a curated record.
CACGACAUCCGCCUUGGCACUGCACCAUCAUCACCAAGCCUCAACAAAGCAAAAUGAGCAGGAACGACCCGGCGACCUACUCGUCCCUCAAGGACCUGAAGCAGAGCUCGCGCACCUGGUGGGGCGGGAAGAAGAACUCGGCCCCAGCGGCGCCGACAGCGACCGCCGAGCCUGAGCCAUACAUCGCCCCGCCGCCGCGCAGCACGACGUUUGAGCAAAAGUCGCGGUACAUCCCGCCGAGCGAGCGCGCGCCCGGGCAGGCCAUGUUCGAGCACGUCCCCACGGCGGCGGAGCGCGACCGCGACCGCGAGCGCGAGGCCAAGCGCCAGCAGAGCUGGGGCGAGUGGGCGAACGAGAAUGCGACGUGGGCGAGCAACUCGGUGUCCGAGGGGUACAAUAGCACGUUCAACGCCGAGAACCGGGACAAGGUCCUCAGCGGUAUCGGUACCGGCGCCGCCAAGGUCGCUGGCGGAGCCGUCAAGUACACGGCCAAGGGCAUCUGGGCCGUCGGAAAAGCGGCGACAAAGUAGGCGUGUAGGCGGUGCGACGGCGCCGAGCAUGCGCCGUGGCGUUGCUCACGCCCGCCCGCACAUGCCCCAUGCCAAGUUUUUUUCCAUAGUUGUACCAUCUGGCGAGUGCCUCCUGCGACACUCACUCGCCACCGUCCGUCCUUGUAUUCUUUCUCCACCUGUGACUAUGCACCGAGGUCGUCUGU